Molecule: messenger RNA, 2579 nt
Organism: Strongylocentrotus purpuratus (purple sea urchin)
Lineage: Eukaryota; Metazoa; Echinodermata; Echinoidea; Camarodonta; Strongylocentrotidae
Product: solute carrier family 52, riboflavin transporter, member 3-like
Exons: 2
Coding region: 582-2174 (530 amino acids)
Biological process (GO): riboflavin transport
Cellular component (GO): plasma membrane
Molecular function (GO): riboflavin transmembrane transporter activity
Source: RefSeq, a predicted model, not a curated record
CCUAUAAUUUAUAUCACAUUAUACAUUUAUAAUACGGUAACAAGUAGUGAGUAACAAUUUCUGUAAGUAAUGACUAUGUACACAAGUACAAUAUUUUUUUCUUUUCGUUUUCUGUGCUUAACAGAGACCAUGGUAUAGGGAUAGCCGUCCCUGGCCAGGACCCCGUUGGUGUAAACAUCGUACAAUACGGUGCGUGGGACUACACCAACAGGAGGUUUGGGUACAUCUGAGGCAUCCAAUAAGCAUCUAGUACAUCAUAUUGUAUAACAGAAAAUCAUCAAUAUAAAAACCGAUUCUGUUUUAAAUUGUUUCUCUCGCUCUCUCUCCUUCUUGCACAUAGAUUCUUGGUGAUGAUAUAAUCUGAGAACUUAAUGAUGCCAGUCAUAAUGUCAUAAUAAUGAAGAGGACAACGGAUAAAUCCCGUACUUUCUGUGGCUGUUUGUACUAAUAGUUUCGGAGAGGCAUAACUUCAUGUUAGAUCGGAAGCUACGGAUCAGUUUUUGAUUAUGCUGAUUGGGAAAGUUCAACUACAUUAAAAUCAUUUCCUUCAAAUACGCAACUUUGUAAGACAGUACAAGAAGAUGCUUUGCUCCAAGUCUGUCCUCUGUGAUGCUUUGACGGCCCUGUUGGUAGUUACCUUUGGGACCAGCACAUGGGUCUCACUAGGUGGGCUCUGGGUAGAACUGCCACUUCUUACCAAAUUAGGCAUCCCCGAAGAAUACAAAAUCGGCUCUUACCUCAUCAUCGCCACGCAGGCAGCGGCAAUCGGACCACUUAUUUUCGUCACAUGCCAGUGCCUCGCUCCAAACAACUAUCAUCUAGAAAUCCCGACUAUCUACGUGACUCUAGCCGUGGGUGCCACAGCUAGUUUCCUCUUGAUAUUUUUCUGGGACUCUUUUUCUUUCUGGUCAGGGCGUGAGCAUAGCACCGCGUUCCUUAUCCUAGCGUUCUUCAUGGCUCUUGUCGACAGCACGUCCAACCUGACAUUUAUGCCUUUCAUCUCCAGUCUCAAAUCAAAGUACCUUAAUUGGUAUUUCAUAGGGGAAGGACUUAGUUCCGUGAUUCCAAGUAUUGUGGUGCUCAUUCAAGGCACUGGUGGCGAAGAUGAAUGCAUUGCAAAUCAUACAUUUAUUAACAUCACCAAGGACCCAAACACCAACGUCACAAUUUGUCAAAACUGCACGGUAUGGGCCAUUGAGAGGAAUGGAGAUGCCCUUUUCCCUCCACAGAGUUAUUUUAUCUUUAUAUUUGUUUUGUUUACGCUCAGUACAACAUCGUUUUGCCUCCUGCGAUGUAUUCCAUUUUUUCGGGACCAAUAUGACGAAGAUGAGCAAUGCGAAAACACGAGAAAACACGACGACGAGAAAACACCUUUGUUAUCAAGUGACAACACUUUUGAAGAAAACAAAACUCAGGAUAAACGAAAAGCAACGGUACAUUCAAACUGCGAAGACAACUUAAAAUUAAAUGAGGAAACAUGUAUGGGAACUGAAAAACAUCAAAAUGAUAACAGUAAAAUGGCAAAAAUUGUAGCUAGCGACAUUUCUAUUGAGAAAGACGACGUGAAUGGCAACUCUCGUCCAUCCAAAAGCAGGUUCUCAGCAAGAUAUGCAUUUCUCUUCACGACCCUGACCCUGAUCAGCGCCCUCACCUAUGGUGUCCUACCGUCUAUUCAGGGCUACUCGGCAGCAGCAUACGGGUCACACAUCUAUCUUUUUGCUACGACCUUUGCUGAAAUCAGUGUCCCUAUUGGGUUUUUCCUCGUGAUGAUUCGUCCAACAACGAGCUACCCAGUUGUCCUCCUGACAUCGCUCGGUGGUGUAGCUGCCGGUUGCUAUUGCAUCGUGACAGCAUCCCUCAGCCCAACCCCUCCGCUGCAAGAACACAACUUUGGGCAAACCUUAAUUGUUCUAGCGUGGAUCACCCAGGGGCUCUUCUUCUCCUACUGCCGGGCGACCAUCGCCUGGAUUCUCCGCUCCGACAGUGGGUCCCGAAUGUCCAUGAUGUGCUUCGGAGGCUGUACAACCAUCGGCACCAUGGUCGGCGCCGUGGUCAUGUUCCCGCUCGUAAACGUACUCGAAAUCUUUAAGAGCUUCGAUUUAAGCCAGGCGUGUGCCAAUCAAGUCACAUGUGUCGAAAUAAUGUGUCAAAUAAUGUGUCAGCUAUAUAGCUGACGUCACGAUCAGGGGCGGUUCCACGAUUAUUUUGUAAAGGUUGGGGCACCAUUUUUUAUAUAUAUCUGACAAGACGAGAAAAACAAAAACUAAAAACCAACAGCAAAAAAACAUACAAAAAGAAAAAAGUACAAUCAAACUACAAAUUUUCGAGGUGUAUUUAAGCUCUAACUUUUAAAGGACUUGGUGACAUUGUUCAGAUGAGAGAAUAUGGUGCUAAUGUAGUGUCUUCAAUGUUAUAUGUACAAUGAAUAUAAUCUGAAAACAUAAAACUGAUCUGUUCGCUUUAUUAAUUCUCCCAACUAUAUAAUUAUAAUUUAAUUACAUUUUAGGUGAAUGUAAAUCAUCACAAAACAAUGAAUUGGUUUUAUAUACCAUUCUAGACAUUUAGGUGUUGAAAGGUGC